This is a messenger RNA of Bolinopsis microptera, 2816 nucleotides long. RefSeq names its product short transient receptor potential channel 4-like. The transcript has 6 exons. The coding region runs from base 2 to 2086 and encodes 694 amino acids. NCBI's taxonomy places the organism in Eukaryota, Metazoa, Ctenophora, Tentaculata, Lobata, Bolinopsidae. Gene Ontology annotation, cellular component: cation channel complex; plasma membrane. The record is from RefSeq and is a predicted model, not a curated record. Gene Ontology annotation, molecular function: protein binding; store-operated calcium channel activity; inositol 1,4,5 trisphosphate binding. Gene Ontology annotation, biological process: regulation of cytosolic calcium ion concentration; calcium ion transmembrane transport.
GAUGAUCGAAGAUUCAACUAUAACUAAAGAUGACUCUAUUGCCAUUGAAGCUUACUUGCAUACGAGAUCAUUGCAUGAGCUAGCAAGGAAUGGUCAACUAGAAGGUUUGAGAACCAUUUUGGAUUCUGGAACUGUAGAUGUCAACUCUCUGUGCAGGACGGAGGGAUUAGAUCCCUUGACUCCACUCAGUUGUGCAGUAAAAAAUGGGAGCAUUCCUUGUAUUGACCUCUUGCUGGAGUAUGGAGCAGAGCUCAACCCAUCAAGACACUUGGACAAACAAGCAAGAAAACAUCCUUUAGUUUGUGCUUUGGAGAGCAGGAAUCAAGAUGUGAUCAAACAUAUUGUUUCCAAGGGAGCAGAUAUGAAGUUAGCAUUUGCUGUUCUUUCUAAUGUCAAUGAUGUUGAGCUGUACAAAACACUCAAUGUUAAAGUUGACAUGGAGCUGAGCGAGAUAAGCAUCUUAGAGCUUCAAGAAACACCUCCAAACUUUGAAGCACUACAGGAGCUUGUUGAAUCAGAAGUGUUUUGCUCGUGUCUCAGUCCGAUAGACAUGGCUCUAGAUCUGGAAGAGGCUAGCCUUGUUGCUGCACGUAUCUGUACCGAACAUGCAGAUAUGUAUCAACAGCUAGCUAAGCAAUGUCAGACGUUUGCUAAGGAUUUCCUUGCUUGUUGUCAGGUACCGAGUGAUGCAGAGCUGCUGCUGUCCAUGAAGAAUGCUGACAACACCUUUGGGAGGGCUCUGAUGUACAAUGAGAAGGAGUUCCUGACCCAGCCCUGGAUACAAGUUGUGUGUGAGAAACAGUGGUUUGGUGAACUUGAUGGAGUUCAGAAUAGCUGGUGGUCCUGUGUCAGUGCUAUUAUCAAAGUGCUGCUGGCACCUGUCCUGGUACCUACUUGGUUGCUGUAUGGACUGGUCGCUGGAAACCUGCAGCAUCUUAACAAGCUAAUACAACUUAUUGGAUCACCUUGCCUUUGCUUCUUCUCCUUUGUUACCUCACACAUCAUCUUCUUUGUAAUACUCAUGUUUAUUUGCACAGACAAAACGCGACAACAUUUGACGUAUGCAGAAAAAAUAGCCUACUGUUGGCUGUUAGGAAAACUUUUAUCAGACUGUAUCAAAUAUUAUAAAGUCAUAAGGUUGACUUCGUUCAAAGUAUCUGCACUGAGGGGAGUAUUUGACUGUUUCUAUACACUUUUCUUUGCAGUGCUGUUUGGUAUCAGAAUUUAUACAGCAAGCAGUGCUCAAAGUUCAAAUAUAUCUCUGCUAGUGUUUGUGGCAGAUGUGCUUUAUGCAGUAGGAACAAUUCUGCACAUACUCCAGAUAGUCUAUGUGCUGCAAGUCACCAAGUUCUUGGGACCCAUCCUCGUGUCCAUGAGACACUUCUUCUGGGAAUUACUCAGGUUCCUUGCAAUCCUGAUGAUCAUGAACAUUUCAUUCAGUAUUGCUAUUACUAAAAUAUUUAAUGCUUAUGAUGUGUAUGCAAAUGAUAACACAACAUCGAACCCCUCCCUAACCGCCAACUUCUCCCACUACAUCACCAUCAGUACCACCCUAUUCUGGGCUAGCUUCUCCUUGGUUGACCUCAAUGAUUUCGAGGAGUACAGUGCCCAUAUAAUGGCUCUGCUCCUGAUAGCUUGCUACAUAAUCCUCUCAUCGGGGCUGCUGGCAAUGCUGCUCUUUGCCAUGAUUAAUUAUCAGUACACCAAAGCUAAGAAGAGGUUCGAGACAGAGUGGAAGUUUCUAUCAGUCAAGCUCACCCACGAGUUCUCCCUUCUCCACCCCUCCAUCAUACCCUUCAACCUGAUCUCCCUGCCUAUCAGCCUGACUGCUCAGGCGCUGGUCAGGAUGUUUGGUGACUCAAACAAGCUAACUUUGUUUGGAGGCAAGGAUCAGGUUGUGGAGCCACACCUCGUGUACUACAUUCAGAGCAAAGUGAUCCUUAACCCUGAUUGUGAAGAGGAAAGACAGCUCUCAUCCAGUCCCUUGCUACUUCUCAUCUCACACGCAAAUCAUGGCCCGGAAUCUCUAUUAAUAAGCUUCAGAAGAACCCUGGAGCUAAAGACGAAGAAGACGCUCAGUCCAUGACCUCGUCCCCCACUGGUCUUCUGGACCCAGCACUCGCCCUGGAGAGGAUGUCUUGCAACCUCGAAAAACAGGAGCACUCUAUAUCGGAGUUGAGGCGGGCCAACCAGGAGCUCACCCUCAAGCUAGACAUCCUGUUAAAGCGUGUUCGAAGUAACAACCACAGCUCUGAAUGUUAAAUAUAAUUUAUAUAUCUUCGCUUUUUUAUUUGCUCAUUAAUAGACUCUAGGCGUAUUAUGUUGAAAUGAGUCAUGUUUUGCUGAGUUAAUGGGAGUUUGUCACUGGUUGCAAGACUUUUGAAAUAUGUUGAAACGCUGCUGUUCAGCGAUUUGUGCUGUUUAUUAAAUUAUGGUAUAAAAUGGGAGCUCCACACCAAUACAAAUACUAAAGAGCUGAAUAAGCCUCAAUAAAGUCACUAGAAAGGAAUUUUUUGCUUAAACACUCUAGAGAAAACAUUUUUCGUAAGUUACCCAUAAAUUGAAUUCCACUUAAUAUGUUGAAGAAAACUUCAGCUGUUUUAAAAAUUCAAUCCACCGCAACCUGACUUAAGUUUUAACGAAUUUAAACAUGAAAAUUUGGAUAGAUUCAUCUUAGAUUUAAAUUACUGAUUAAUAAUAGUUUCGAUAAUAACAUCAGACACCACACAAGUUAUAUAACUAAAAUUCAAAGUAGUUCCACCUAAGUCAUUAGUGUAUAUUGUUUUAUGGCUAUAAACGUCUGGUCCAGUUAUAUA